Messenger RNA from Rotaria sordida, 303 nucleotides. NCBI's taxonomy places the organism in Eukaryota, Metazoa, Rotifera, Eurotatoria, Philodinida, Philodinidae. The record is from the annotation of a GenBank genome assembly.
AUGUCUACAAAAAUAUUUUAUCUUGGCAUUACAUUUAUGUUUCUUAUUCUACUUAGUAAUAUGUCACACAUGGUAGAAGCUCAAUAUGGUCUUGGACAAGCUUGCAAAUGGUUAAAAGGAAAAACAGGCUGGGGUUGUGACGAUCAAAUAAGUCGUGGCGUUUGGCGUAAACUUAAUGGUGUAAGCAGUUGUAAUGAUUUUUGUCGUAAACGUUCAGGUAGACGAGGUGGUCAUUGUGUUUCAAAUGGUAACUAUGAUAUAAGUACAUGGUGUCCUAGAGGUCAAACAUGUCGAUGUUAUUAG